UACUUUUUAUCCCGAAAAAAUUUGAUAUUCUCGAGGGAAAAUGAAAUUAUUGGUAUAGAUGGCGCUGUGUGUAUUGGUAUAUGUCACAUAGCCUACUUUUUAUCCUUUUGUGAUGCAAAAUAAUUAUCAUGUAUCUUUCAUGGCUUCAUAGAAAUUAAUGUUGAGCUAAAAAAGUCAACGACAAUGUUGCAGGUUGGCAACUUUAAUUCGAAAAAAACAACUGUCAAGUUUAUGAAGUCAAGCAACAAGCAAAAUGGAGGAAAUAUGGGAAAAUGCUUGUAAAAGUGAAAAUAAUUGAAGUUUCGGUUUAGAAAACACGAUUGUGAAAAUUCUGACUGUGUGCCCUUCGAAGAAAUUGCUAUGGAGGCUUAUGCUGGACUUAAUUUUGGUCAUUUCUCAUUGUAUUAGAUCUAAUAGUUAUAAGUUGUUCAAUUAAACGAUUUUUGAUGUAUUUACGUAGAUUUAUAAACUGGAGACUAUCUUUUCAUCAUUUCAUUGUAAUUAAUUUUAUUUAUUUUCAUUGUUGAUGUCCAUUUUAUUAGGUUAGGUUUAGGUCGAUUUAGGUUGUAACAAUGAACAUACAAGUCUGCAGAGAUUCCUCAGACGCUACGGCUCUGUAUUUGCCGCAGCGUUUGUAUCUUAAAUCCUUUGCAAAGAUUAAUAUUUCUGUCCAGCUCCCCUCCCACAAGGUACACGGCAAGUCAAUAUCAAACUGGGAACUUAUGGAGAAGUUGCGAAAGAUGAUCCUCCCUGAUAAUUUUUCCGUGUUAAAAGUGUCAAAGCAUAGUUCGGAAGUGAUAAGAUUUGAUGCGGAACUAGAGAAUCGUGAUAAUCUCGAGAGAGUGUUGGCGAGACUCGAGGACCGCGUGAUUCAGUUAAAGGAGUACCCUGACCAGCUGAAAGUCAAGGUCUGUGAAGCCAAGUCUGAGUUUCCUAGUCGUCAUGAUUGGGAUUCGUUCUUUCGAGAUACUACAGAAAUGGAUGAAAUGAAGCCUGGAGAGCGUCCAGACACCAUCCAUAUAUCCAACCUGCCGAUCAGAUGGUUUAUACAUAGUAGAGACCAAGACGAGGAUGCCCUGCCUUCAGAGAGUUUUGUGAAGAAAAUAUUUGAAAAGUUUGGUUCAGUGCGACAAGUGGACAUUCCAGUGUCUGAUCCAUAUCGGAUGCAAAUGAAGGCAACUAUGAGGGGUAUAACAACCCCUCCACAGGAGGCUGCCCUGUAUUUUGAGAUCUAUGUACAGUUCAGUGAAUAUGUUGGCUUUGUUCGCUGCAUGGAUGCAUUAAGAGGUCGAAAACUUCUACGGAAGAGAGAUGACAUUGCAGAGUGGUGUGGCAUUAAAGUGGAAUUUGAUAAAACUAAACAUAUGACUGAUGCAGCUGUCAAGCGGAGAUCUAUAGUCCGUGAGAGGCUGGCUUCACGUCAGAAAGUUAAAGAUGAUGAAGAAAGGGCAGAGAAAGAAAGAAUAGCCAAAAAAGAGGUGAAAGAAAGGCAAAAGUAUGAGCGUUCAGAGAGAGAAAAGCUAGAAAAAAUGAGAGAAAGAGAAGAGAGACGCAAGAAGAAACAGUUGGCUAAACUAAUGCAGAGUGAUAACCUGGACCUCAACAGUAAAGUUGCUGAGGAGCAGAGGAAACUUGUUAAAACCCAGAAGAAGUUGCAGGCCAUCCGGCUCAUUGAAGAACUGUUUAAGAGGAUUGAGUUGCGACCAGAGCUUCAACGCAAUGGUAACCGUGAGCAGCACUACUUGCCGGGCGAGAGGAAUGCGCGCGCGCGGAUCAUUGACAAGUUCAAGCGACAACAACAAGACCUGCUGGACGAACAGAGGCAGAACUACAGUAACGCUUUGAAUGGUCGCAUAGUAAUUCGAUCGGUGCUUGAAACAAAGAAGCCUAAACGGGACUCUUCAAUGAGCUCUGUAUCAUCAGACGAGCGCGCCAGACGCUGUGAUAGGGAUAACCAUAAGAAAAUUAAAACAGAAAGACUGACCACACCGGAGCGAGAGAUGGAGUACAAUAAGGCUACAGCUGCGAGUUUGUACAGUAUGCAGCCGUAUGGUUUCGGCUACCCGUUCCCCUGUCCGCCCAGCUACGCCUACCCGCCGCAAACGUCGAUGUACUACCCCGUGCGCGGGUCGUACUACCCGCCGCCGGGGGACUACCGCCGCCCGCGGGGGGGACGCGGCCGCGGCCGGGGGAGGAACCCACGGAUGCCGUACUUCGAUGGACCAGAUGCCAAUCAUCAGUAUUACAGGACAGGACGCGCGGUCGCUCGCGGGACUCGCGGUCGCGGUCGCGGUCGCGGCGGCGCUCGCACGAGCGGUCACACUCGCGGUCUCACUCGCGGUCGCGGCGGCGGUCGUACACGCGCUCGCGAUCUCGCAGUCGCAGGUCUAGGAGCAGGAGUCGACGGUCCAGGUCUAGGAGUAGAAGAUCCAGAUCCUACCACUCACGAUCGCGGUCUCGGUCGCGAUCUCACCGUCGAUCCCGCUCCCGGUCUCGGCGCUCUCGCUCCAAGUCUACCAGUCGACACGAUCCACACGACCGAUCUGAAACUAGAAAGGUUAUUUCACCCAACCGGACUGAGUCGCGACGUUCUCGAAGCUGGUCGCAGAAGAAAGACGAUACAGGACAUGAUCGGCGACGGCGACCUCUCGCGUUCGGCCCUAGUGCGGGUCAUGAUGCGGAGCGAGGGGGACUGGGAUGCCGUCUCCUUCUUUGGCGAAGCAGUCAUGCUAUCUAAGGAGGAGGCGGGGCGCAUGAGGCAGCGAAGCAGCGAAGCGUUGCCUCCUCACAACCCAGCCAUCGCGAAGGACACUUCUUGCGUCGAGGAUCGCGAGACAACUGAAGCCGUCUGCGGACGGCGAGCUUGGGUAGUUCGCCGCCCCACCAGAACCAGACCCGAGCGUGCAGCGCAACCCGUUCCGCGCGCGGGUCAACCACCACGGGUGGGGCCCAACAGGGCUAAUGAACUUAACGGGUUACCGGGGCUCCGGCUCGAAGUGCAUGAGUAG
Spodoptera littoralis (African cotton leafworm) is the source of this 3008-nucleotide messenger RNA. The record is from the annotation of a GenBank genome assembly. Lineage: Eukaryota; Metazoa; Arthropoda; Insecta; Lepidoptera; Noctuidae.